CAAGUUCCCCAACAAAAAAGGGGCCAGUAUCCGCUUUAGAGAGCGUCUCACAUAAGGUGAGAACUGCACGAAGAGCCAGCGUGUCAUCGAAAAAGAUAAGCUGUCCAGAUGAUGACGGGUCAGAUCGAUUGUCGAAACUGGAAAGGGAGGGACCGAAUGUAGUAAUGGGUAGGCAAAUUGUGAAGAUAACACCCCCGCCAAUUACUACGGCAUCCAAAAAGGUAGGUACACCUGUCGUCUCGACUCGAGGCAGACCGUGCUCUCCAUGCUCACCGCGCUCACCGUGCUGGCUUAGCAGCUUCCUGGGUUCAAGGGACACCAAGCAGACUCAAACAUACAUCGACGAAGGUGUCGUGCCCCAACCUCGUUCAACGAAGGGUGUUGAAAUUAUCGAAGGUCUGUCUGAACAAUCAUUAGACAUUGAGAUUAUGCCCAGUCAGAAAUCAAAAUCAACGCAGAAGCCCUCUUCGCGAAGGGACAAGUCCAGGAGUUUAAAACAAGCAGGUCCAAAAAAGCCAUCUCACAAAUCCAAAGCAGACUCUUCGUCAUCCAUAAAGACAGAUUUAAAGAAAAACGAUGUCGUAGCCAAAAACAUACAGUGGGAACCUGACACCGGAACAAGCGAAAAAUGUGACGACGGCCUGUCAAUGAAGAGUUUUGAGGAAACACCAGAAUCCAAAGAGUCUUUGAAGAACACGUUGAAAAGGCGCGAAUCCCGAGACAAUCGUACUAAGGAAGAAGCGGGUUUCAAUGAUAUCGCUGGUCUUGCAGUAACUAUAACCACACAACGCCCAGAAGCUGAAAAUGUAAUACCCACGAAAGAUGCCACUGUAUCAUUAAUGGGACAGCCAAGCCAAGUCAAGUUGGUCUUUCAUGACAAUAGUGGCCAAGCAAAACCUGUAGAAAACGGAAGUAGCCAAACAAAAAUGUCUAACGUGCAAUCUGACAAGCAGACGGAAGAAAAGAAAGUACACUUGUACUUCAAUGGUGGAAGACCCGAAAAAUUGGCCGUCAAAAAACCCAAACCUGUGAAGCCCACAAAGUCAAACAAGGAGCGUGAAGAACGCCUUGACGCUGUUUCCGUCGCAUCCGCAAGGAGGUUGUCAAAGAUUGAAGCUUCUGGGCUGCCCAAAGUGAGCUCUCGAACUAUCGCCAAGUACAAGACGAAGAAAGAAGCAGCAACGAAAAAGAAAGCUGCAAGAGAGACGAAAGAAAAUCACAUGGGCACAAGGACGAGCAUAUUUGAACGAAGCACAAGAUCCAACACGUCUACACCUUCGUGGGGGAGCACCACAAGCAUUGAGGCUGAGAUGCAACAAGAAAAUGCAGCUGUACUUCGCAUUCCGGAAAAGCCCAAGGUCUUGCCAUCAGAAACGUACGUGAUGGCAGUCUCGACCACUGAUGCUGUUCCCCCUGGUGGUGAUGCAGCGAUUCCUCAGCGUGCGCUAAAUACUGGUCAACCGGACGGUACAAAACCGCUGGAUGAGGCCUCCAAAGGAAAAAGAAGGCAUGACAGCCUAAUAGAAGAAAAACCUGCUCGGCCGAACGACAGUAUAAUGGGUGGCCAAGACCGCCAAGGCUUACAACUCGACGCUGGUCUCAGUGCCCGAGCAUUUGACGAUGAGGAAGUUUCCGGAGAGAUCACGAAAGGGCACCCAGCAGACAUACCAGGGGAAGCUGAAGGACACCUUUCAGGAGAGUCCGCGGAACAAGAUAAGGUGGAGGCUUUGAAGAGCGUCGCAGAUGGGGCUCCAGAGGGCGGUUCAUUGGAAGAAACUCAGCAAACUUAUUCCGUAGAUUUGGAUGAAAAACCAGAACCAGCUGCAAGAAAGGAUAUUAACCCUGCUCAACAGUCGUUCUCGCAGGAACUCCCAAGACAUGAGGUGAAUGACGCGCGGGCCAUUCAACUUGAGUCGCUACCCAGGCCAGCCCCGCUGAGAGGCCCCGAAGCGCAGGACAUCAGCUUCUGGGACUUAGGGGGGCCCGCCAGGCUGUACCCGGAAAGCCGAUUUAUCUUGGCCCUGAGCACUGCCGGAACACUCUGGGUGCUCUUCAUAAUGUUUACGACUCCGAUGGAUCCAAAUAAGCAUACUCUUCUUGAGAUCGCUCCAAAAAAGAUGACUGUAUCACCACAACCUCGUUUCCUCGCAGACAGGGACACUUCCGACACGUGGGCGAUCGGGACAACGACCAAUGCGACGGAAGACACGACAGUAGACACGACGGUGGAUACGACCAUGACGGACGAAGCAACCUCCCCGACGUAUCCGCGGUCAUUCUACGCUUGCAAUACGCCGUACUGUGAACGCGAAGCAUCUUACCUACGGAGCCUGCUCACCGGCAACCCUUGCUCAAACUUUUACAGCUACGCUUGCAAGCUAGAAACCAACCUCUGGAAGCCAAGCUUGGGAAGCUCCGUUUCUAGAGACACCCUGCUGGGGGACCAGGCUGAAAAGCUUAUCACAAGCUACAUUUUAGACAAGAACCACCACGAUAUGAAAGUCGCCAAAGAUCUUCUUAAGGCGUGCACCGACCGCGGCGAUUCUGAUAGCUGGCACCGUAUGGAAAUGAAUGAACUCUUCUUCGAGUACUUCGGUUCAACCUGGCCUGUGGACGAUAAGCCCGUGACGUCAGAAGGAGUUUGGGCCAUGGCUGGGCGGCUGGUCCGAGAUCUUAAGCUGGAAGCCUUUGCCGCCAUUUCCAUUGAUGUACAUCCCGAAAACAAGGCCGCCCACGUAAUUGGAAUUGACGAGCCCAACUUGCUGUACCGGGACGGAGAUUGGACAAAGCCGGCUUACACAGAGCUUCUAACAGGCGCCAUCGAGCAGUCCAUCAUGUUCAUGAACGCAGACGCCAACGUCCGGCUCCACAUCUCUAAUAUCAAGCAAACUAUGGUGCUCUUCGCAAAACUGGUCGCUGGUCCCAACGUAAGAUACAUGGGCGUAGAGAACUACCGCCUCUCUAAGGUGCGCCUCCUGGCGUCUGGAGUGAGAGCGUUCCUUGGCGCCGCUUUCUUGGACACAGUCGCUGUAACGGACGGUACGGACAUUAUGGUCAAAUCGCCCCUGUUCUUCGAGAGACUCGAGCAUGCGGAGAGUUCCGAAUUCAGUCCGACAAAUCUGCUCAACUACCUCGGCUUCAGGGUCAUGGUGUAUUUUGGAACGUUCCUUGAACAACGACUCUUACGUCAACUGCGGGCUAUUGAAGCCGGCUUUUCCUAUCAGGAGAACACAACAUUGGAAAGGUUUUGCACAAAAGAAGUCGAGCGUAUCCUCCCGGCUUUUUACUUGCGUGCCUACUCGCUCCAAAUGACAAAAACCAGUCUCUUGCCCAAAUCGUGGACGUCGAAAUUGGAACGAACGUUCAUCCAGCAACUUCAACGCGUGGCUUGGGCGCGGGACCCCAGGGGCACGACAGCGCCUUCUGACAGUGACGUCCGGAUGGCCAAAUAUAAAAUUCUCAGUCACACGAUCCAACCUUCUACUCCAGCUUGGGUUCUGCAAAACGCAAGUUUCCUAGAGUACCACCGUGCACUGCUUCACCACUUGGAGGUGUCUUUGAGUCUGGACCCCACAAGCGUUCUGAAACGCAUCAUACUCUUCGUUAGACUUGUACAACGGGAGCGCUUGCGGGAGCCUUGGGCGCUCAAUAACACGACGACGAGUUCUGUGUUCGACAGCGAAGCCAGAUACGACGUCCAGAGAAAGAACGUGCACGUUCCGAUGGCCAUCAUCAACGCGUCGGUGCCCGCCAACAGCACGGCCUUUGUUGUGCACAUUUCUCGGUACGGCGUCCGCAUAUUCAAGGCAUUGAUACCGGCCCUGUACCAGGAAUACGUGUACGAGGCAAAUCAGCAUGAUGAGGGCCCCUUGCUAUACACCGACGGUUACCAGGAACGCCUGCGGGACACUGUCUCUUGUCUUCUUAGUCAAUACAAACUCCUCGCUGGGCAACUCAAGAGCACAUUCCUGAAAGGGAUCCCAGACCUCACAUCGGCCGGACUCGCCAUCCUGGAACAGACCCUGGCUCUUCAGCAGGCCUACUGGACUUUCCAGGAGUUUUUGAACAUUAAGCGUGUCUGGAGGUCCGACUUCAGGCUCGCGGGUCUGCCCCAACUCAGCUCAGAGCAGCUGUUCUUCGUGGCGUACGCGCUGGACAACUGCGAAGCCAGCGACGACCUGUUCCGAAGUCACCGUUUCCACACGACGUUUCAGCUUCCCCCGGAAGACCGCGUCAACUUCCCGCUCUCCCAGCUCGAGGCGUUUGCACAGGCCUUCUCCUGCCAGCAGGAGUCGCCAAUGAUCGGCCGCAAACGCUGCCCCGUCUUCCUCAACGAUCAACAGCCCAACGCUUAAGUUCACACGCUUAACUUGUGAUCUCUCAGAGCUAUGCUGGACGAGAGAACACAUGGCGCCAUCUAUCUGGUAGCCUGGAACAUCUGGCAUUUCCAUAUACUAUUCU
Molecule: messenger RNA, 4461 nt
Organism: Ixodes scapularis (black-legged tick)
Lineage: Eukaryota; Metazoa; Arthropoda; Arachnida; Ixodida; Ixodidae
Exons: 2
Coding region: 165-4355 (1396 amino acids)
Biological process (GO): protein processing
Cellular component (GO): plasma membrane
Molecular function (GO): metalloendopeptidase activity
Source: RefSeq, a predicted model, not a curated record